UUUCAAAGAAAGGAAGGAAGGAAGGACAACUCCCAGCUUCCCCGUCCCGCCCUCCCCACUCCGAGGGCCAGGCCAGGCCAUGCCCAAGAAGGCGGCGGCGGCGGCGGCGGCGAACCAGCAGAAGGGACUUUCCUGGCAACCCGGCGACGAGGAGCGCGGACAGUGAGUUUGCUCUGCCCCGGUUCAUGGUUCCUGCAAGCCCACUAGGAGGCCGAAAGCUGCAGCCCCUCCCCUUGCCCCGAAGAGCCUUCCGCGUUCUCUGGCCCUCGGGCUCACCCCGCGCCGCCCGGGCUCCCGCCGCCGCAGCCCAGUGCCCUCUGCCCGCGGCGGUGGAUGGCAUGAUGGUGCGGGGAAGGCACCGCGGCCUUGGCCACCUGAGUCGCGACGGCCGCCGAGGCGGCGGCAGUGGCCGCGGCAGCGGCGGUGGUAGCGGGCUCCCCAGCGGCAUGCCAGUGCCCCCCGGGCGCGAUGGCUAGCGGCAGCGCCGGGAAGCCCACUGGCGAGGCGGCUUCUCCGGCUCCUGCGAGCGCCAUCGGCGGGGCCAGCUCGCAGCCGCGGAAGAAGCUGGUAUCCGUCUGCGACCACUGCAAGGGCAAGAUGCAGCUGGUGGCCGACCUGCUGCUGCUGUCGAGCGAGGCGCGGCCCGUGCUCUUCGAGGGUCCCGCCUCCUCUGGUGCCGGCGCCGAGUCCUUCGAGCAGUGCCGGGACACCAUCAUCGCGCGCACCAAGGGGCUCUCCAUCCUCACCCACGACGUGCAGAGCCAGCUCAACAUGGGCCGCUUCGGGGAGGCGGGGGACAGCCUGGUGGAGCUGGGCGACCUGGUGGUGUCGCUGACCGAGUGCUCGGCCCACGCGGCCUAUCUGGCGGCUGUGGCCACGCCGGGCGCCCAGCCCGCGCAGCCGGGCCUGGUGGACCGCUACCGCGUGACACGAUGCCGCCACGAGGUGGAGCAGGGCUGCGCCGUUCUCCGCGCCACGCCGCUGGCCGACAUGACGCCGCAGCUGCUGCUGGAGGUGUCGCAGGGCCUGUCGCGCAACCUCAAGUUCCUGACGGACGCGUGUGCCCUGGCCAGUGACAAGUCACGGGACCGCUUUUCGCGGGAGCAGUUCAAGCUGGGCGUCAAGUGCAUGAGCACCAGCGCGUCGGCGCUGCUGGCCUGCGUGCGCGAGGUGAAGGUGGCACCCAGUGAGCUGGCGCGCAGCCGCUGUGCGCUCUUCAGCGGGCCCCUGGUGCAGGCAGUGAGCGCCCUGGUAGGCUUUGCCACCGAGCCGCAGUUCCUGGGUCGCGCGGCAGCUGUGAGCGCCGAGGGCAAGGCGGUGCAGACCGCCAUCCUGGGCGGCGCCAUGAGCGUGGUGUCGGCCUGCGUGCUCCUGACCCAGUGCCUCAGGGAUCUGGCGCAACACCCCGACGGGGGCGCCAAGAUGUCGGACCACAGGGAGAGGCUGAGGAACUCGGCCUGCGCCGUGUCUGAAGGCUGCACCCUGCUAUCUCAGGCUUUAAGGGAGAGGUCUUCGCCCAGGACUUUACCGCCAGUGAAUUCCAAUUCUGUGAAUUAGCACCCCACCCCCAUACCCCUUCUUCCACCCCCAGACUAAAGGAAGAUGCUUACUCUCUGCUCCUCUCCAUUUAUACCAAAGAAAUCAUAGGUGAAACCCUCUACCCUCCCCAACGUUAAAUGCUCGAGAGGAAUCUUCCACAAGGCAGGGCCAUGCACACAACCUGCACACGCACUUGGAGGGCCCAGGUGUCUGUCCAGCAGCCCCCACGCAGUAGGGACUGGAAGAUGGAAGAUGUGUCAUCUGCUGGUUAUGUUAUCACUCCCACCCCGUACCCCAGCCCGUCUUCCGGAAUUUCUCAACUAAAUUUGAUUAUUGGGCAGGAAGGAGGUCAUGGGUUCAUUUCAUUUUUUUGUGUGUGUGUUUUUAAUUAAAAGAAAGGUUACCUCAGUUUUCACUCCUUAGACAUGGAUGUAGCUACCUUUUUUUUGUAUGUCUUUUUUUUUUUUUUAGCAGUCGUGUUGAAUUAGGAGUAUACUUGGUGUGGAAAGAGUAUGAAUUUGCCAUGUGAUUUGCAAAUGGGGGGAAGCUACUGUGAGCGUGUGUUUUUUUAAUUUACACUAUAAAGUGAUUUUUUUUCCCCCAACGUCAAGUUUUUACCUUGCAUGUACUGGAGUAUUUAUUUCAUCUAUUAAAAUGUUAUGUUUCUCA
Molecule: messenger RNA, 2208 nt
Organism: Symphalangus syndactylus (siamang)
Lineage: Eukaryota; Metazoa; Chordata; Mammalia; Primates; Hylobatidae
Gene: TLNRD1
Product: talin rod domain containing 1
Molecular function (GO): actin binding
Source: RefSeq, a predicted model, not a curated record